CUCCAACAUCAUCACAUCUUCAGCAAAGGUUAUCUUUGAAUCAACAGUUCAGACAUCUCAAAAUGGCUUCUAUUCGCACUCUUACUACCUUUGCCCUGGCUCUUGGUGCCGCAGCCAACCCUGCGCCUGCUCCUCAGCCCGAAGCUGAAGCUGGCAUUGCUGACUCCAUCGGCCCCGUCGCAGUCAAGCUGGAACCUGUGUCAGUCUCUUUGACUCUUCCCAAUGUCGAGCUCCCAACCCCGCCUGCGGUCAACGCUGCCCGGGGCGUCCCCAACAUCGAUCUUCCGGUUCUUCCCACUACUCUCCUCUCUGUUCCGGCUCUCAACCUCCCCCGGGGACUCACGGCGCCGACUCUCGCGCCUCCUGCGCUCCCGGCUCUGCCCACCCUGUCUGUCGAUGUCGCCAUCCCAGCCUCCACCAUCUCACUGGCUAUCGAAGUCCCGGACCUUAACAUCCCCCGGGGACUCACGGCUCCGACUCUCGCACCUCCAGCGCUCCCAGCUCUGCCUACCCUUUCUGUUGAUGUCGCCGACCCGGCCUCCACUGUCUCAAUUGCCGUUGAGGUUCCGGAUCUGAACAUCCCUCGGGACCUCCCCAUCCUGUCGUCUAUUCUUUCACUCUCGGUCAAGGUUGAGGCCACCGGCCUUCCCGGUCUCCCCGCCGGCAACAUUCCCCGAGAGAUUCCGGCGCUUCCCUCCAUCAGCGUUGAGCUCCCCGUUCUGCCCUCGACUUCCAUAUCACUCCCGCUUCGCAGACACGCCCGGGACAUCUCGAUCGCCAACCCUCCCCUCCCUACCCUGCCAGCCGUUCAAGUUGCUCCUUACACUGUUGUUCUUCCCGGUGUCGUUGUCCCCAAUGUCCCCGGCGUUGUUGUUGGACGCGACAUUCCCGCCAUCACUGGCCUCCCAGUCGACGUUAGCCUGCCUACCAUUGCCCCCAAGCUGAACCUCGAGCGAGACCUCCCUGCUGUCGAUGCCAUGAUUCUCAGCUCUCUGCUCGCCAAUCUGCCCACUGCCACCCCCAAGGUCUUGGAGCGCGACUUGCCUAUCGAUGCUUCUUCGGUUCUCAGCAGCAUCCUCGCUACUCUGCCCAGUCCUCUCGCGAAGGUCAACUUGGAGCGCGACUUGCCCAUCGAUGCCUCUGCGGUCAUUAGCUCCCUGCUUGCCGCUCUGCCCACCCCUCCCUCGAAGCUGCUCGAGCGUGAGAUCGCCAUCCCGCUUCCCACCGUCGCUCACGUCACCUUCUCUCUCACUGACCCCGUCGUUCUCCCUGCUCCCGUCCUUCCUGCAGUUCCCCGCGACAUCGUCCCGACAUCCGUCGAUCGCCCUGUGGUCCCGACUCUGCCUGCCAUUCCUCCCGUCAACGUCAAGGGCGAGCCCAUCAACGCCAAAGUCCUGCCUCUUCGCGCCCUCCCGGUUCUUCCUAUCAACCCUACCACCUUGAUCUCAUUGAUCCCCGCCCCGACCGGAAUCCUCAGCUGCUCUACCGUCCAGUGCAUUCCUGACUACAUCUGCAAGGAGAAGAAUGGCGCACCCAUCUGCGUGCCCGCCUCUCCCCCUACGGUCCCUGUUGUCUAAACUCCCUGCUGUCGAUCCCGUCCCGUUGGAGACGGGCACCCGAUCUAGCAAGCCGGCACUCGCAAGCACACUAGCACUCGACGACAACCUAGUGAUAUCUUAAUAUCACAAAGCGAGGUAGCAAGUGGAAGACAUGUAUAGUAGACAGUGGCUUGAUUCCUC
Messenger RNA from Colletotrichum phormii, 1739 nucleotides. RefSeq lists its product as uncharacterized. The record is from RefSeq and is a predicted model, not a curated record. Lineage: Eukaryota; Fungi; Ascomycota; Sordariomycetes; Glomerellales; Glomerellaceae. The transcript has a single exon. Bases 63 to 1577 code for a protein of 504 amino acids.